AUGUCAAUGCGAAUCUUGAACAUGGGCGCUGAUCGUGCACAGGAAUUCCACCUUGGUUAUGACACGUUCGCUAUGUGCACCGUGAUCAUGUUCCUGCAUGCCCUGCGCUACUCGCUUAUCGAGCACGUCUUUGCGAGUCUUCCUAACCCCCCCAAUGGUAUCAAGAUGGACGGCUCAGCUUAUGCCUACCAAGGUUGA
This is a messenger RNA of Sparassis crispa, 198 nucleotides long. RefSeq lists its product as hypothetical. Bases 1 to 198 code for a protein of 65 amino acids. Lineage: Eukaryota; Fungi; Basidiomycota; Agaricomycetes; Polyporales; Sparassidaceae. The transcript has 2 exons. The record is from RefSeq and is a predicted model, not a curated record.